Molecule: messenger RNA, 1768 nt
Organism: Xiphophorus couchianus (Monterrey platyfish)
Lineage: Eukaryota; Metazoa; Chordata; Actinopteri; Cyprinodontiformes; Poeciliidae
Gene: irf3
Product: interferon regulatory factor 3
Exons: 11
Coding region: 228-1628 (466 amino acids)
Biological process (GO): regulation of transcription by RNA polymerase II; immune system process
Cellular component (GO): nucleus
Molecular function (GO): RNA polymerase II cis-regulatory region sequence-specific DNA binding; DNA-binding transcription factor activity, RNA polymerase II-specific; protein binding
Source: RefSeq, a predicted model, not a curated record
AUCAGGAAAACGAAACAAACAGUCGGAGUUUCCCGAGAAAUCAGAAGCUCCGAAAGUCAGAAAUCAGCGGGUGUCAGCUUUUAAGAAAGCCGCAUCUCGGAUUGGAGGACAGCUGGUCGCCACCGCCGUGUCUCCACCUCUGAACUGGUUUAUCUCUCUUCGGGCUCCGAAAACGACCACUGGACCGACCUGAGCCGAACGAACCGAACCUGCAUCACUAAAAAGAAAUGGCUCACUCAAAACCCCUGCUGAUCCCAUGGCUCAAGUCCAGCAUUGACAGUAAGAGGUAUCCAGGUGUCCAUUGGACCAACCCUGAGCAAACCGAGUUCUGCAUCCCAUGGAAGCAUGCGCUGAGACAGGACUCCUCCAAUGAGGAUGUUCUCAUCUUUAAGGCCUGGGCGGAGGCGAGCGGGAACGGCCCGGCUCAGGGAGACCCCUCAGUCUGGAAGAGGAACUUCCGCAGCGCCCUGAGAGCGAAGGGCUUCAAAAUGGUGUCCGACAACAAGAACGAUGCCGCCAACCCACAUAAGGUCUACCGCUGGCCGGAGGAGUCAGCGUCAGGAGCCCGAAUCCCGAAUUCGUCUGAAUCCCAGAAGCAAGAAGACGCCAAUGUUCUGAAUGGCUAUAAUCCCCAGGGGAGCGGGGUUGUGCCAUUCUUUAAUGUACCUAUUUAUAAUCCAGAGGACAUUCUGAUCCCAGCAGAAUGCCCAGGCAGCCAGGACAUCCUCCAGGAGUGUCUGAGAGGACUGAAUAUCGGCCCUGGAGCAGAGGGCACCACAGGCUUUCAGCCUCCUACUGAGCAACAGCAGCUGCAGAAUCAGCUCGUGAUUGGUGCGCACCCGUUGCCCGGGCAACAGCAGGAUCCAGUGAUGUUUGAGGGUGCAGCCCGUGAAACUGGGUUGCCAGAGCAACCGGCACGUCCAGCGGGGGGGGUGACGGCGGAGGGGGCGGGCGACGGGCAGCAGGCAGCGCAGUUCCUAGAAACGGUGAACCAGACCAGAGAUGGAGAUCAUUUCAAGACCGAUUUCCGGGUGACUGUGUUCUACAGAGGGGUGAAGGUGUCUGAGCGGGAGGUUCGCAAUGAAGCUGGACUCCGCUUAGUUUACAGGCCUGAUCUAAACGAUCCAGUUUUGGAUCCUGAGACGGGCCUCUCCAUCGUCUCUCUGCCGCGCCCAGUAGGCAUCCUGGAUCAAACCCAGGCCUCUCUGACCCAAAGGAUCCUGGACAACCUGGGCAGCCUGGACGUGGGCAUGUCGCAGCACGUCAUCUACGGCCAGCGGUGCGGCGAGGUCAAAGCCUACUGGAGUUUCUCCAAGUUUGACAGCAGCAGACAGCCGCGCGAGAUUUCUAAACUGAAUCCUGAGCUUCUUUACCAGGUGAAGGACUUCAUCCGAGGAUUAAUGGACUUUUUUGAUGGGAAAGAAUCCCCACCAUCCUCCAUGUUCUUCUGUCUCGGGGAAAAGUGGCCUGACCCAGAAAACAAGCCUUGGGAGAAAAAACUCAUCAUGGUGGAGGUGGUUCCGACUUCAAUGGAGCUUCUGAAGAACGCGGCUGUUGAGUGUGGCGCCUCCUCCCUGCGGUCUGUGGAACUGCAGAUGUCACUCGAGGAAAUGAUGGAUCUUUACUGAAAUGAUGGAUCUUUACUGAUGAGUUUUUUUCCCUCUUUCAAUGUGAGAACAUCUCAGUUUAUUAUGUUUUUUAUUCGAUACCAAACAGAUCCUGCAGAAAUAAUCACCACAUUGUCCCGCUGAGAUGGCACAAAGGCACA